Haliaeetus leucocephalus (bald eagle) is the source of this 639-nucleotide messenger RNA. It is a transcript of the gene SPATA46, whose product is annotated as chromosome unknown open reading frame, human C1orf111. Gene Ontology annotation, biological process: fertilization. NCBI's taxonomy places the organism in Eukaryota, Metazoa, Chordata, Aves, Accipitriformes, Accipitridae. The transcript is spliced from 2 exons. The record is from RefSeq and is a predicted model, not a curated record. Gene Ontology annotation, cellular component: nuclear membrane. Bases 1 to 639 code for a protein of 212 amino acids.
AUGGCGCAGGAACCACACACCAGCUACACAAGGGCGAUGGAGAGCUUCGUCCUGCCCACCGCUUCCAUCGGGGCCGUGCCCUGCAGCACCAGGACAAGAAGCCCGGAGACCCUGCGUCCCUGUGGCCCCGCCAGCCUGCCCGCUCCUGGCCCCGCAGCCCCGCCAGACAGUGAGCUCCCUGCCCGCACCUGCACCGUCUACCGGCCCUGGUUCUCGCCCUACAGCUACUUCAUGUGCACCAAAGCAGCCGCCCAGCAGCACCUGGGCAGCCUCUCCUCCAGCCUGGCCUCCAGCACCCAGGAGCACGAGGAGCCUGAUGACCUCUCAGAGAUCAUCUGCUCCUCCUCUGGUUCCUCAGAUGAGCUCCAGCCCACUGAGAGGGACAGGCCGGCCAGGAGCAGAGCCAGCAUCACAUUCCGGGACAUCCUCGCCGCUUCCCAGUGGCAGCCGGUGCCCCAGCGCGGCUACCAGUGCGUGUCGUGCUGCCGCGUCUUCCCCACGCUGUGGUCGGUCAAGGCCCACAUCCAGCACAGCUCCCAGGAGGGCUACAGCUGCAAGGUGUACUACCGCAAGCUCAAGGCCCUGUGGGAGAAGGAGCACAAGGAGCAGGAGGCUGCAGCCCCCAGGGUGCCCGUGUAG